This is a messenger RNA of Acanthisitta chloris (rifleman), 2162 nucleotides long. RefSeq names its product B-Raf proto-oncogene, serine/threonine kinase (gene BRAF). Gene Ontology annotation, molecular function: protein kinase activity; ATP binding. The coding region runs from base 15 to 2162 and encodes 715 amino acids. Gene Ontology annotation, cellular component: cytosol; mitochondrion; plasma membrane. Gene Ontology annotation, biological process: protein phosphorylation; signal transduction. The record is from RefSeq and is a predicted model, not a curated record. NCBI's taxonomy places the organism in Eukaryota, Metazoa, Chordata, Aves, Passeriformes, Acanthisittidae. The transcript has 18 exons.
GGAACAUCAAACAGAUGAUUAAAUUGACACAAGAACACAUAGAGGCACUGCUAGACAAGUUUGGAGGAGAACAUAACCCACCGUCGAUAUAUUUAGAGGCCUAUGAAGAGUACACCAGCAAGCUAGAUGCUCUACAGCAGAGAGAACAGCAGUUACUGGAAUCCAUGGGGAAUGGAACUGAUUUCUCUGUCUCCAGUUCAGCUUCAACAGACACAGUUGCAUCAUCUUCCUCCUCUAGCCUCUCUGUAGCACCUUCAUCCCUUUCAGUUUAUCAAAACCCUGCUGAUAUGUCACGGAAUAACCCCAAGUCUCCACAGAAGCCUAUUGUUAGAGUCUUCCUGCCCAACAAGCAAAGGACUGUGGUUCCAGCAAGAUGUGGAGUGACAGUCCGAGACAGCCUCAAGAAAGCACUGAUGAUGAGAGGUCUUAUCCCAGAAUGCUGUGCUGUUUACAGAAUACAAGAUGGAGAGAAGAAGCCAAUUGGGUGGGACACUGACAUUUCCUGGCUCACUGGAGAGGAGCUGCAUGUGGAAGUCUUGGAGAAUGUGCCACUCACGACACACAAUUUCGUACGAAAAACAUUCUUCACAUUAGCGUUCUGCGACUUCUGCCGCAAGCUGCUUUUCCAGGGCUUCCGGUGCCAGACGUGUGGAUACAAAUUUCACCAGCGCUGUAGUACAGAAGUGCCACUGAUGUGUGUUAAUUAUGACCAACUUGAUUUGCUGUUUGUCUCCAAGUUCUUUGAACAUCAUCCCAUGCCACCGGAGGAGACCUCCUUAGGAGAGACCACCCCAGCAUCUGGAUCGUACCCCAUUGUUGGCCAGGAAGGAAAAGAUGACAGACCACCAAUUCUCCCUAGUCCUUCUCCUUCAAAAUCCAUUCCAAUCCCACAGCCCCUCCGACCAGCAGAUGAAGACCAUCGGAAUCAGUUUGGGCAACGCGACCGAUCCUCUUCAGCUCCCAAUGUCCACAUCAACACAAUUGAGCCAGUCAAUAUUGAUGACUUGAUUAGAGACCAGGGUUUACGAGGAGAGGGAGGAUCAACUGCAGGUUUGUCUGCAACACCUCCUGCCUCUUUGCCUGGGUCACUAACCAAUGUGAAAGCAUUACAGAAAUCCCCAGGGCCUCAACGGGAAAGGAAAUCAUCCUCAUCCUCAGAAGACAGAAAUAGAAUGAAAACUCUUGGUCGACGGGAUUCAAGUGAUGAUUGGGAGAUACCAGAUGGACAGAUCACAGUUGGACAAAGGAUAGGAUCUGGAUCAUUUGGAACAGUCUACAAAGGAAAGUGGCAUGGUGAUGUGGCAGUGAAAAUGUUGAAUGUUACAGCACCCACACCUCAACAGUUACAGGCUUUCAAAAAUGAAGUAGGAGUGCUCAGGAAAACACGACAUGUGAAUAUCCUGCUUUUCAUGGGUUAUUCAACAAAACCCCAGUUGGCUAUUGUUACACAAUGGUGUGAAGGGUCCAGCUUGUAUCACCAUCUACACAUCAUUGAGACCAAAUUUGAAAUGAUCAAGCUAAUUGAUAUUGCACGACAGACUGCACAAGGCAUGGAUUAUUUGCAUGCCAAGUCAAUCAUCCACAGAGACCUCAAGAGUAAUAAUAUUUUUCUUCAUGAAGACCUCACAGUAAAAAUAGGUGACUUUGGUCUAGCUACAGUGAAAUCACGAUGGAGUGGAUCCCAACAGUUUGAACAGUUGUCUGGAUCUAUUCUCUGGAUGGCACCAGAAGUUAUUAGGAUGCAAGAUAAAAACCCAUAUAGCUUUCAGUCGGAUGUGUAUGCGUUUGGGAUUGUUCUUUAUGAACUGAUGACUGGACAGUUACCAUACUCAAACAUCAACAACAGGGACCAGAUAAUUUUCAUGGUGGGACGAGGAUACCUAUCUCCAGACCUCAGCAAAGUACGGAGCAACUGUCCAAAAGCUAUGAAGAGACUAAUGGCAGAAUGCUUAAAAAAGAAAAGAGAUGAGAGACCCCUUUUUCCACAGAUUCUUGCCUCCAUUGAACUUCUGGCCCGGUCGUUGCCAAAAAUUCACCGCAGUGCAUCUGAGCCCUCAUUGAACCGGGCUGGCUUCCAGACAGAGGACUUCAGUCUGUAUGCUUGUGCUUCUCCAAAAACGCCCAUCCAAGCAGGGGGCUACGGUGGGUUCCCAGUGCACUGA